This is a messenger RNA of Stegodyphus dumicola, 2243 nucleotides long. RefSeq names its product neprilysin-2-like. Gene Ontology annotation, biological process: proteolysis. The record is from RefSeq and is a predicted model, not a curated record. Gene Ontology annotation, molecular function: metalloendopeptidase activity. NCBI's taxonomy places the organism in Eukaryota, Metazoa, Arthropoda, Arachnida, Araneae, Eresidae. Gene Ontology annotation, cellular component: plasma membrane.
ACGAGCAGUUCGUCUUCUUUUAACCCAGGUGAGAGGUGGCCGAAAGCAGUUGUUCUUGGAUAAAGUUCAAAACGCAUGGCUUCGAAAAGGGGAUGUAAAGAAUGGUUUCAGGAACGAACAAACUUCGAGAAAACUCUUCUAUCGUUAUCCAGUGUAUUGUUACUCACCUUAUGUUUAGUCAUACUUUUUGGGAUUGCUUAUAAAGGUUCGAAAAUGGAAUGCUUUUCUGAGAAAGAAGACGUGGUGUGUAGAAGUAGAAACUGCAUUAUAACUGCUGGACAGAUACUUUCGAAAAUGAAUUACGAUGUAGACCCUUGCUCCAACUUCUACAAAUUUGCUUGUGGUAGAUAUGGAAGCGAAACAGGACAGGUAGAUUCUGUAGCUCAGAGUUCUGUCGAUUACGUUUACUUUGCGCUUAAAAGACUCAUGGAAUCACCAGCUGUUACCGACGUAGAAGAUUUCGAUGCGGUAAAAUCGCUGUAUGACGUUUGCGUAAACUACAGUGGUCUCAAAAAUGAGUUUUCAUAUUCUAUAGAAACAGUUCACUCUUUAUUGUUACAAUUUGGCAUCGACACUUGGCCAGUGAUAGAUAUUUUUUAUGACGAAGAUACAAAUUUGUCAGUGGAGGAGAGAUUGGUUGGUCUUAAUUUAGUAGGAAUUCCUGUUGUAUUUCAGUUGGAAGUUAUUACAGAAGACAACGUUCCAGACUCACACAUUUUAAAGCUCUCUCCGGGCGGUCCUCAAGACACAAGCCGUUCACCGGAGGACAUACGUUCUGACCAAAGAUUGAGAUCUCGAAUGAUUUCUUUUUUCCUCUUCAUCGGGGCUUCAGAAUCAAGAGCACGAAAAGCUGCUUCUGAUAUCUUAGCCACUGAAAGUCACUUUGCUGAUAUUUAUUGGGAAAAAGAUCAAAAGAGGUGCACCGGGUCGCAUAUUUUAUCUUCUGAAGAAUCUGUAAGUGAAUUAAAUAGAUUCAUACCUGAAUUGAACUGGACAAAAGUAAUGAAUGUCUUCUGGAAGGCUACGGGUAUAGCAAGACCAUACACGAUGAAAUUGUACUGCAAGGAAAAAAUUCGGGAUUACAUGACACGUCUCCUCCAAAACCGAAACAGGUCGUGUUACAACUACCUUGGCUGGCGGUUUAUAGCUCAGUUCUCCAGACAUAUUGAACCAUCAUUCCGCUUCAGACUGGACCCCGCCAUUCCUAGAUGGAAAGAAUGCAUUUCUUUAUUGGAACAGUUUGCAUCACCUUUUCUAGCAGAAGCACUGAAAAAAACAGAAAUCAAACAAGAAAUUCAGGAUACGGUUGAAAAGGUGUCUUCAUCAAUUUUUUCGAGCAUAGAUCGCUUGUUGUCCAAGACGAAGUGGAUGAGUUCCAAGAUAAAGAAUCAGUUUCUUCAAAAGGUAAACAUGAUGGAUUUAAGAUUCCCAUUUAGGAAGGAGGAAAACAUCAGCAGAACAUUACUCUUUAAAACUUCCGAAAUAGAACCUGAAAAUUAUUCUGGAAUCGUCAUUAAUCUUUACAGACAGGUGAUCAUCGAAAAGUUGAAAAAACUCACGCCGACAAAGGAUACAGUUGAAAUAAUUGAACCUGGGGAAUUUCAGCUAACAUCAGAAAUAUCAGUUUCAGGAAAUAGAUCCGUAGUAUUUGCCUUCUUUGACAAAAUUCGGGAGCCUUAUAUUAGAAUUUAUGGACCGGAGGCGCUUAGUUACGGAGGCUUUGGCACAUUUAUUGCAAAGACAAUUUCAAGAAUACUAAUCAGAGAAGACCCGGCGACACACUUAAAUGAUGAAACGCACUUACUAGGCGUUUGGUCAAGCAAUACAAAUAUCAGCAGCUGUCUAAUCAACUUCAUAGCUGAUCGUUUACCUAUCAGUGAGGAGUCUUUAUCCGAUGUGAGGGAGCUCUUCCUUGAUCAAAGUUCAUUGGAGAUAGCUUAUGAGAGUUUGAAAAGUAGAACAGAAGAUGAAAAGAAAGCACUCCCAGGACUGGAUAUGAGUGAGGAACAGAUGUUUUUCCUCGCCUACGCUCAGACUAUGUGUGGAGAAGAAAGUCAGUUAAAUAAGAAUCUGUACGUUCCAACAGAAGACAGGUUGAAUGCAGUUGUCUACAAUUCAAAGGCUUUCUCGGAAGCCUAUAAAUGUAAUUCGUCCUUUAAGCAGUGUGAAUUUUGGACAUAAUGUCUUCUUCCCUAAACUACUUUUUGUAAAACUCCAUUUUUAAAUAAAAGUGUGUACUAAAA